Molecule: messenger RNA, 275 nt
Organism: Racocetra persica
Lineage: Eukaryota; Fungi; Glomeromycota; Glomeromycetes; Diversisporales; Gigasporaceae
Source: the annotation of a GenBank genome assembly
GCUCAUAUUAUUGGAGAUCAAGGAUCUUGAUCAGACGAAGAAUUGAACGACAAAAAGCAAACAUUAAUCCCGAAGAGCAAUACGCUAUUAAAAAGCGACAGCGUAAAAUAUGGAAAAAACGGAAUCUAAUACGGGAAGCAGCAUUGCGAAGAUUAUAUUCCAAACUUCAAACAAGUGAAAGUUUAGAACCAUAUCAAAUAUGGAAAAAAAAAUAUAUUCAAGAAAAUUAUGAAGAUUUACAACGAUAUAAAAAAUCUGGAAUGUUUCCAUUUUAA